Messenger RNA from Aphanomyces astaci, 3154 nucleotides. RefSeq lists its product as hypothetical. The record is from RefSeq and is a predicted model, not a curated record. The transcript is spliced from 20 exons. Bases 52 to 3105 code for a protein of 1017 amino acids. Gene Ontology annotation, molecular function: calcium ion binding. NCBI's taxonomy places the organism in Eukaryota, Oomycota, Saprolegniomycetes, Saprolegniales, Verrucalvaceae.
ACGUAGUACUAUCCAACAACACUAUACACGACGACAAAAGGCCCCAAACCCAUGUCCUUUCGACCCGAGUCGGCUCCGUUUGAUGCUAGCCACGGCCAGCGUCGUCACCUUGUAGCCCAAACUGGUAGCCGUCCAGGGUGGUCCCCUGUUAUCCGGCAGGCCCUGGCUCACGAGCCGUACUUGACUUCUCUUUACGACAUGAAAUCGCUUGUUCGUCAUCGGCGUGAUGGGGCGUCUUCCCGUGUCACAGCUACCAAACGCUGCGUUCAAGACUUUGCAGAACAGGAACCCAAUCGCAUGGCCACUACGUCCAUCACGUCCGCCAAACUACCCCUGGAAGAACCUCCACCGAAUACGACCAGCGAAGUGCUGCAACAGAUUAGCCUACCACUCGAUAUACGUCCCCGCGACAAUGCAACCAGCGGCGGCAUCAAGUUGUUACGACCAAAGUCGUCACAUCCGUCGCCCUCCCGACGUCAGAGUGACUCGCCCCUUGUAAAACACCCCAUGCGGCUCGUGGCAGCCAAGCUGAUGGCAUCGUUGCAUGAGACGUCGAAUCAGACUCAGUCGAAUCAGACGAAUCAGAACCCCCGACAAGGCGUGGCCAGCCACGCGUAUUUCCAAGACAUUUACUGGCAAGUGGCGGCGCAGUUGGAGCAGCAGCCGUCCACAGCGGGGCUGGCGCAAGUCCUUAAGCACAUAUGGCACGAAUAUGUGGACCCACUUCACGACAAGGUCGAACACUCGAACAAUCGAUUGGGAUGUUCGUUUUCCAAUCCCGCGCCCACCUUGAAUGCCCGUAAGCUCGCCUUGGCCUCCCAGGUCGGCAGGGUAACACACACUACUCGAGUCACGAGGCGAAAGCCCAGCCACAUGCCUCGACACGAGAUGUCAAGUGAAAAAUCGGGAUUGACUGCCCAAGAAGACCAACGCAAUAGGAACAACGCAGUUGCCGCUUCCCACUCGACCCAACCAGCAUUCACAGAGUCCGACACAUCCACCCUCCGUCGACGACGUAGCCAGACCGCGCUCACCUUUGACCACGUCGACCAAGUGCACGAGAUUCAAAAGAUUUUAUCUGCCAAGGUGAAAGCGUUGCGGCUCGAGCUGAUAUCAAUGCAGCGGCUUCGCGAGUCCAUCUUUGCGACGGUCGUGAACGCCGACGCAGCGAGGCAAAAGAACAUUGACACACGCAUGCGACUACGCAUUUCUGCGCAACUCGAGCAAACAUUGCAGAAACGGUAUUCGGUCGUGUCGGACACGAUGACGUUGGCUGCCGUCCACAUCCAGCGCAUGGCGCGAGGAAAGCUCGCCGGCAAACGCAUUCGACUGGCGCGCAUUGUGGCACUGAUGAAAAUGUCCAAGGAAAUGUUUCGCCACAAGCUGCAGAAACGGGAGUGGAACGAAUUCGACAACGCACCCGACACCACGCCGAUUGAACAACUCGAAGACGAAAUGAAAACGAUCGUGUGGGAAGUCACGCGCUUGGUGCGCGACUUGUCAUUGGACUGGUGGAAGCUCAGCCUCAGCGAGGAGCGAGCAAGGUUGACGUGGGAAGUGAACGACGCCAAGGACGACCUCCGGCUCUUGCAGCAGCAAACGUCAGUCCUCGUACAGAAUUGCACCUUGUGCAUGAACCUUGUAUCUGACCCGGUUGUGCCCAAAACUCACGAAGCUCGAUUGGGAGUGCAUCAAUAUUACUCGCCGAGUCCGCGCGUACCCGACACGACCAAGGAAAUGCUGGAAAGUGUCAGUACCACCAACUCGAAACUCGAAGAUUUUAUCUUUACGUUCGCGAAAUCCAAGCAACAGCGCACCGCCAUCGCCACCCAAACGGAUCCAACUUUACAAAAACAACCCACGUACUUGCAAGCACUGGCCAAACUCGCCCAAGUGCAAAACAACGAACUAUUACCAACGACUCCGUUAGAAUUACCGGAAGAUAACCCAGCCACUGACACGACCCCUUCUCUUCCGCCGCAAAGCUACUCUGUCGAGCCAACGGUAGACAUUUCCUCUACUGCUAUCAGCCCUAUUGAAGCAAUUGCUGCAACUCUUCCAACUGCCACGGAAUCGACUAAAAUUGCCAAACGAACUCUGCAUCGAUCUCCAAAGUCCAAGACUCCUGCGACGACGGCAGUCCCUGGGUUAAAGGACAUGCCACGACUCCUUGCAGCGGAGUUUAAACUCAUCGGCAAGUCCCAAGCAUACAAAGGCAAGGUCAUGGGCGUCGCACAGCUAAAGUUGCUCCUGCACGAGGUAUACGGCGCCCGCAUGGCGGACGAAUUGCGUGCACCCGUGGGGGAGUUCUUGUACCGGUUCUUUGCCCUCAAAUACGGACUCCGCAAUGUGGCCGAAAUGUACUUGGUCAAUUUCGUCACGUCAUUGAAAAAGUAUUGGAAAGCUGAUCCAGAGAUUCGAUUGUGUGCUCGGCUGUGCCAUAUCAAACACACGACCCCACUUAGUUUGGACGCAUUUGAUUACUACGUCGGGCUGCUCGCAGGGAUAGGUGUUCAUCAAAAUGAAGCGGCCAUUCCACAUUGGUUUGUGCCGCAUCUGACUCGACAGGCCGUGGAUUUGAUUCAACAGUACGAGCCAGGGUGUAUGUUGGAGCUGGUGCAUCACGAUCCUGACACAACAUACAAGUCGAUUGAGUCCAAACUGUACAAGUUGUCGCCUGUGGCUACCCACCAAGAAAUAGGGCUUGGUGUCGCCACUUUAACGUUUGUGGACCGGGACGAAGCGCUGACGACGUGCCUCGAUGCAUUUGAAGCCGUGGAAUCGGCGAUACACGACCACUUGCUGCAGGCGUUUCAAACCGCAGACAUUGACAAGAACGGGGUACUGUGCUUUGCCGAGUUCAAUAGUUUGGUGCAAAAGGUGUACUUGACGCCCGAAUCGCAUGUCCGCCGCAUGUUUUUCGAUGCGAUUGCGCUCUCCGGACAUCCCUUCCGCGACGCCAUUCUUCCCGAAGUAUUUGUCACCCUGGCCAAGAAAGAAGGAUUGAGCCGCAAGAGUUACGUCAGUCAACGUCGAGACGCGAUCACAAGUCCUAUCGACAUGAAUUUCCUAGAGAGUGGGGGGGGACUACUGCCGCCUCGGUAGCAUCUUUUCUUUACUAGUUAAGGGAAACGUUAAUAUACGACCGACUGCC